Arachis duranensis is the source of this 3195-nucleotide messenger RNA. RefSeq names its product protein phosphatase 2C 29. Gene Ontology annotation, molecular function: protein serine/threonine phosphatase activity. The record is from RefSeq and is a predicted model, not a curated record. Lineage: Eukaryota; Viridiplantae; Streptophyta; Magnoliopsida; Fabales; Fabaceae. The transcript is spliced from 4 exons. The coding region runs from base 308 to 2629 and encodes 773 amino acids. Gene Ontology annotation, biological process: protein dephosphorylation.
CCGGGGACCUUUAUUUUCUUCUUCCCUCUAUACUCAUAUUUUCUUGGUUUUGUAUUCUUUUCUUCACUUUCCCACUCUCUCACUCAGCUUCCUUUUUGUUUUUCUUGGACCGUUCCUCUUACUAGUUUUGGAUUAGAGUUAGGGGAGUUGGGGUCUUUUCCCUCUCUCCCUCUCUCUCUCAGCCGGAAAAUCCUCCUGAUUUUCCCCCCACCCAAACACAAAACCAGCCACCAAAAAAGGAAAGCACUAGACAAGACAAGAAAUCAAGAGAGAGAGCAACACAAAACGGUGGCGCAACUCAAAUGUGAUGGGAAGUGGAGUCUCUACCUUGUGUUCCUGCCUCGAACCGGCGCCGAACCAACCGGACCUCGACAACGACGUGAUCUUCGCCGCCACCGAACCGCUUGACGAAACUCUCGGCCAUUCCUUCUGCUAUGUCAGAUCCUCCAACCGAUUUCUCUCGCCAACACACUCCGAUCGCUUCGUUUCCCCCUCUGCCUCACUCCGUUUCUCUCCAACUCACGACCCGAUCCACAGAACCCGGCCCGACCCACCCGAAACUGCUUUCAAGGCCAUUUCGGGAGCCUCCGUUAGUGCCAACAGCUCCGUUCCCAAGACAGUUAUUCAGUUAGAAGAAGAGGCCGCCGACUGUUCCGGUAACAGAGCAGCUGGAUUAGGAGGAGGGACCGUUGUCAACGGUUUCGAGAGUACGUCGUCCUUUAGCGCGCUACCGCUCCAGCCGGUUCCUCGCAGUGGAGAGCCUUCUGGAACAUUCGAGAGGGGAGGAGGGUUCUUCCUCUCGGGACCAAUCGAGAGCGGUGCGCUCUCCGGGCCGCUUAAUUCCGGCGCCGCCACCGCCGCCGGAGUCCCGUUCUCGGCCCCGCUGGGAGGGGUGUACGUGAGGAAAAAGAGGAAGAAUGGCGUGUCCGGAUUCAGGAAGGCGUUUCAGAGGGGUGUGCCAGAGAAGAAGCGGCCGUGGGUGGUGCCGGUGCUGAACUUCGUCGGGAGGAAGGAAGUUCAGGCUUGCGAGGGGAAGCCGGCGACGGUUGGGGCGGAUGACGUGGCGAGAGAGGAGAGCAAUGUGCAGUGGGCGCUGGGGAAGGCUGGCGAGGACAGGGUGCACGUGGUGGUGUCGGAGGAGCAAGGUUGGUUGUUCGUUGGGAUUUACGACGGUUUCAACGGCCCCGACGCGCCGGAGUUCCUGAUGGGACAUCUCUACCGUGCCGUCCACAACGAACUUCAGGGUCUGUUCUGGGAAGCUGAAGAAGCAGAGGGCAGAAAGGACAAUAUUCCCGCUGCUGAAGUUGCUGCUGAGGUGAAAAACAGUGAGGGAGAUGCCAUUGAAGACUCGAUCUCUCACUCGGCGACUGCGGCUGUUAAGAAGGUAACGUUUCAGGUGGAGGGAACGGAAAGCAGGAGGCGUAGGCUGUGGGAAUUUCUUGCUGAGGACCCUGAAGACGGCCUUGACCUUUCUGGUUCCGAUAGGUUUGCGUUUUCCGUGGAUGAUGCUCUCAGUGUUAACAAUGCCAAUGCUGGCUCCGCUGUUAGCAGAAGGUGGCUGCUGUUGUCGAAAUUGAAGCAUGGGUUGUCCAAGCAUAAAGAGGGUCAAGGUAGGAGGCUGCUGCCGUGGAGCUUUGGUGCGGAAGGGAAGGAUGAGAAGGUGGAAACAGAGGCAGAGAACCCAGCUGAGGAGAAGUUUUCUUCCGGUGGAGGCCGCAGUGGUGGGAGGAGGAGGAAGGUUGGCCCGGUGGACCAUGAUCUUGUUUUGAGGGCAUUAUCUCGUGCGCUCGAGGUGACCGAGCUGGCAUAUUUGGAUAUGACUGAUAAGCUUCUGGAUACGAAUCCAGAACUUGCUUUGAUGGGUUCGUGUUUGUUGGUUUCUCUGAUGAGGGAUGAGGAUGUGUAUGUGAUGAACGUUGGGGAUAGCCGCGCUAUUGUUGCUCAUUAUGAGCCCAAAGAGGGCGCUGCUGCUUGUACAGGAUCCAGAUUCAAGAGCACGGAGAGUAUUGUUGAGGAGUCCUCGGCAGGUGAAAGCACAGGCAAGUUGGGGAACGAGGAUCCUGCUCCGGAAAUGAGGUUGGCAGCAUUGCAGCUGUCAACUGACCACAGCACCUGCAUUAAAGAAGAAGUCAAUAGAAUUAAAAAUGAGCACCCUGAUGAUGCGCAAUGCAUAGUCAAUGAUAGAGUAAAAGGUCGUCUCAAGGUCACCAGAGCAUUUGGGGCAGGAUUUUUGAAACAGCCAAAGCUGAAUGAUGCGGUGUUAGAAAUGUUUCGGAACGAGUAUAUUGGCACUGCUCCAUAUAUAUCCUGCUCUCCUUCGCUACGUCACCAUAGAUUAUGCCCUAGAGAUCAGUUCUUGAUUCUCUCAUCUGAUGGGUUAUAUCAAUAUCUAAACAAUGAAGAAGUUGUUUCUCAAGUGGAGAGCUUCAUGGAAAAGUUUCCAGAAGGAGAUCCUGCUCAACAUUUAAUUGAAGAGCUGCUUCUCCGUGCAGCAAAGAAGGCUGGCAUGGGUUUUCAUGAGUUGCUUGAUAUCCCACAUGGAGAUAGGAGGAAAUACCAUGAUGAUGUCACUGUCAUGGUGAUAUCACUUGAAGGAAGAAUCUGGAAAUCCUCUGGGAGGUAUCUGUGAGUUGCCACCUUCAAGUUGAUGUUGGCUCUUAUGACAUGUGAUGGUCACUUUCCAUUCGCUUUGCCUCAAAGCCGGGACAGAAGUACAUAGCUGAUCCAUUUUUCAUGGAUCCUGGUUGCUUUCCAGUCACAAAAACGUUAUCAAAUUGAGGAAUUCUCGGAUGUUGUUGGCAAGAAUCUUCAACUAGAGCUCUAUCUGGAAUUAAAGAAGCUGAAUGCAAUUUGAUGAGCUAGGAAUGAGCGUUGCAAAUGCGCUUUGGACUUCAGAAAAAAAAGAAAAAAAAGAAAAUCUGUAAAGCCUUUCAAACUGUUUCCUUGUCCAUUGCAAGAGUCUAUUCUCUAUAAUCCCCUGUUCUUUAGUAGUUAUAGAGAUGAAAAAUGAUAGAAAUUUUGCAUAAGGAAGGCCCUUUCUAUUUAUUUUUCUUUUUCUUCUUUUCUCUUCGGCAGAGCUAAGGGUGUACAUUCGUGGGGAUACAAAUGUACUGGUUGAAGUUGAGCAUCUCUGUAACUGAGGGUGGAUUUCACCACAGUGGAUUAAAUAUUUUUCUUAGAGAUCUCUAAAUCAAA